Molecule: messenger RNA, 2481 nt
Organism: Pimephales promelas (fathead minnow)
Lineage: Eukaryota; Metazoa; Chordata; Actinopteri; Cypriniformes; Leuciscidae
Source: RefSeq, a predicted model, not a curated record
CGACGUUUUCAGACCUAGAUUGUUUUCAGACGUGAUGCGUUUUAUGCUUCGAGGCUGUUUGGAAUAUUAACAAAUACGAUGGUUCAUCGAUUUGUCUGUUUAUGUAUAUGGCUUUUGGGCGAUUUAAUGCUGACACAGCAGCAACCCUUGCCGAACCCUGACUCGAAACAAAUCUCAAGCCCACCAACUGUACAACAUGAUGAAACUGAGACGAAAUCAGUGAUGGAGGGAGAUUCUGUCACUUUACACACUGGUGUCACUGAAAUACAGAGAGAUGAACAUAUUCUGUGGACAUUUAGACCUCACGAUUCAGAGACUCGUAUCGCUGAAAUCUAUAAACAGAUCAUCUCUAUGUAUGAUAGUGGUGAUAAUAAGAGAUUCAGAGACAGAUUACAGAUAGAUGAGAAAACAGGAUCUCUGACCAUCACAAACAUCAACAAAUUACACUCUGGACUUUACAAAGUACAGGUCAUCAGUGAAAAGGUCAAACACAUGAGCUUCAAUAUUGCUGUCUAUGGUAUUCUGACAGUUCCUGUCAUUAUCAGAGACUCAUCAUCAUCAUCAUCAAAUUGUUCACUGGUGUGUUCAGCUGUGAAUGUGAGUGAUGUGACUCUCUCCUGGUAUAAAGGAAUGAGUGUAUUGUCCAGCAUCAGUGCGUCUGAUCUCAGCAUCAGUCUCUCUCUACCUCUGGAGAUUCAGUGUCUGGAUGAUUCAUACAGAUGUGUAGUGAACAAUCCCAUCAGUAAUCAGACCACACAUCUGGACAACAUCAGUCAACUCUGUCACACAUGUGAAGAAAUCAGCCAAACUCUAUUUCCACUUAUAUUGCUGCUGUUGCCGUUGUUGUUGCUGCUGGUCGUCGCAGGUUUAGUCGUGUUUUUCUUCUGUCGCCGCAGGAAAUACACACAAGCAAAAAAAGACGCUGAGACUAAUGAAGAAGAGGUUGAUUAUACUGAUGCAACAUUCAUUAAACACAGACCUCCGGAUACGGAGGCUGGUGGACGGGAUCAGACGGUGUAUUCAGAAGUUGUUUUAAGAUGAUGAUCAUUCACAUUAUUAUCAUACAGAUCAGUUUAUGCUCAGGUUUAUGUCAGUAGCAAAGCUCAAAACCUCAAAGUUAAGCAAAAAUGCACUGAUUGCAGCUCUGCUUGCUACAAAGGACUGAAUUUAAGCAUUUUAUUUUAAGCAAUUUCUAAAAGAAUUUAACAUUUGUUAAUAAAGACCACGUUUGUAGGCAAAUACACAAAGGAAAUGCAACUUUUUAGGGAUUUUCAGGGACUCUCGCACGUCAAAUGAAAUGGGUUCAGUCCUGUGUGUGUGUGUUAAUGGCUCCCUCUGCCGACUGUUUGAGACUGUUACAUGAAUCAUGUUUUAACAGCGUUGGCUGGUUGGUUAAGUUAGCUCCUGAUAAAACCAUACACUGUGUGUGGGACAAAAAGCAUUUCAUAAGUUUUAAAUGGCGGCCUUUGACUGAAUUAUUUAAAAACUCCUAAACUUAUAAAGACAAGAUGCUUAAACAGGGCAUUUAUAAUUUAUUGCUGCCUAUUAGCAAAAAUAUCAGUUCAAGAUGAUAAUGUCAGAUUCUUUUGUAUUAUUUAUAAUUUAGCUAUGUGUAAACUGUAGGAAUUUACACAUUAACAUUGUAAUGUAAUAAAAUCGACAAGCAAGAAGUUUCUACGUCGAUCCGUUGAGUGCCGGUAGAAUGCUUCAAAGGUACUAGCCUAAUUUAGCUAUUUAGCUAAUAACAUGUUGGCUAAUAGAAACUAAAUAAUAGCCAAAAUGUAAUAUUAUUUCUGAAUACAACGCCUUUACUUAUUAUUAUUUUUAUUUUCCUGAUGAAAUGUUUCGUAAUGUAAAACAGUAAAUGGUGCAUAUUUAACAAAGUUUUUCCAACUGUUGUCAGUAUUAUUUAUGUCUGUGAUGUGGUCAUUGAUGUGACAGAUGAUUUGAGUUUUGUUGUAAGCAGAUUUGUUCUUUUAUACUUGAUAUUUUACGCUGUAGGAGUUGCUGGCAAAUGUCUUUUUUUUUUAUUAUUAAAUAUUCUCUCUCUGCACUGAUUAUUUUUGACUGUUUAUGCUAAAGUAUGUUUUUGCUCAGAUGUAUAUUAAUGGUGAAAUUAAACAUUGUUUAUUUUCAGCCAUAUUGGAUCCUGUUGAAUAUUAAAUAACAUGUGCUUGAAGCUGUUUCACAGUAUGUGGACUGUGUGUCAAGGACUUGACGCCUACUACCAAUUUUUCCUAUUAUAAUGUAAUCAUUAUGGAUCACAACUUGUAAUAAUUGCUUCAAUGAUCUCAAAUUAAUACAUGAUUUGAGCUAAACGCAUGAUCUAAUGUUUUAGAACUGUUAAUUUCUGAAAUAUGGACUUUAUUUGGACACACUCACUCUAUAACAGAUCACGAAACAUGCAUUUUCUGUAAAGCUGAUAUGAUAUUGUGAAAAGUGCUGUAGCCUACAAAUAAAUGUGGAUUUUUUUAUUAGUGA